CCCGGGCGGGGCGUUUGGUUUCGUUUCUGCACCGACUGGAAUUAGUGUCGACGGUCAAAAUGGGAGUCCCCAAGUUUUACCGAUGGAUCUCGGAGCGAUACCCCUGCCUCAGCGAAGUGGUGAAGGAGCAUCAGAUUCCUGAAUUUGAUAACUUGUACCUGGAUAUGAAUGGAAUUAUACAUCAAUGUUCCCAUCCUAACGAUGAUGAUGUUCACUUCAGAAUUUCAGAUGACAAAAUCUUUACUGAUAUUUUUCACUACUUGGAGGUGUUGUUUCGAAUUAUUAAACCUAGGAAAGUGUUCUUUAUGGCUGUUGACGGUGUGGCUCCUCGAGCAAAAAUGAACCAGCAACGUGGGAGGCGUUUUAGGUCAGCCAAGGAGGCAGAAGACAAAAUUAAAAAGGCAAUAGAAAAGGGAGAAACACUUCCUACAGAAGCCAGAUUCGAUUCCAACUGUAUUACGCCAGGGACUGAAUUCAUGGCCAGGUUGCAUGAACAUCUGAAGUAUUUUGUAAAUAUGAAAAUUUCCACAGACAAAUCAUGGCAAGGUGUUACCAUCUACUUCUCAGGCCAUGAGACUCCUGGAGAAGGAGAGCAUAAAAUCAUGGAAUUUAUCAGAUCCGAGAAAGCAAAGCCAGAUCAUGAUCCAAACACCAGACAUUGUCUUUAUGGCUUAGAUGCUGACUUGAUCAUGCUUGGAUUAACAAGUCACGAGGCACAUUUUUCUCUCUUAAGAGAAGAAGUUCGGUUUGGUGGAAAAAAAACACAAAGGGUAUGUGCACCAGAAGAAACGACGUUUCACCUCCUACACUUGUCUUUAAUGAGAGAGUAUAUUGAUUAUGAAUUUUCAGCAUUAAAAGAAAAGAUCACAUUUAAAUAUGAUAUUGAAAAAAUUAUAGAUGAUUGGAUUUUGAUGGGAUUUCUUGUUGGCAAUGAUUUUAUCCCUCAUCUACCUCAUUUACAUAUUAAUCAUGAUGCACUGCCUCUUCUUUAUGGAACAUAUAUUGCUAUCCUGCCAGAACUUGGAGGUUAUAUUAAUGAAAGUGGACAUCUCAACUUACCUCGAUUUGAGAGAUACCUUGUGAAGCUGUCAGACUUUGAUCGAGAACACUUCAGCGAAGUUUUUGUGGACCUCAAGUGGUUUGAAAGCAAAGUUGGUAACAAGUAUCUCAAUGAAGCAGCAGGUGCGGCAGCAGAAGAAGCAAAGAGCUGCAAGGACAAGAGAAAAGUAAAGGGCCAGGAAAAUUCUUUAAGUUGGGCUGCAUUAGACAAAAGAGAAGGUGAAGGAGUAGCUUCUAGAGAUAAUUUUGAAGAUGAGACUGAAGAUGAUGAUCUGUUUGAAACUGAAUUUAGACAAUAUAAAAGAACAUACUACAUGACGAAGAUGGGGGUCGAUGUAGUAUCUGAUGAGUUUCUGGCUGAUCAAGCUGCCUGUUAUGUUCAGGCUAUACAGUGGAUCUUACACUAUUACUAUCAUGGAGUCCAGUCCUGGAGCUGGUAUUACCCCUAUCAUUACGCACCCUUCCUGUCUGAUAUCCGCAAUAUCAGUACACUCAAGAUUCACUUUGAACUGGGCAAGCCCUUCAAGCCGUUCGAGCAGCUCCUCGCUGUGCUUCCGUCAGCCAGUAAGACUUUGCUUCCCACAUGCUACCAGCAUUUGAUGACCAGCGAAGACUCGCCAAUUAUAGAAUAUUAUCCACCUGAUUUUAAAACUGAUCUAAAUGGAAAACAACAGGAAUGGGAAGCCGUGGUAUUAAUACCCUUUAUUGAUGAGAAGCGAUUGUUGGAAGCCAUGGAGACAUGUAACCACUCCCUCAAGAAGGAAGAAAGGAAGAGAAACCAACACAGUGAGUGCCUAAUGUGCUGGUAUGAUAGCGACACAGAGUUCACCUACUCCUCUCCAUGGCCAGAAAAGUUCCCUGCCAUAGAACGCUGCAGUACAAGGUAUAAAAUAAUAUCAUUAGAUGCUUGGCGCGUAGACAUAAACAAGAACAAAAUAACCAGGGUUGACCAGAAGGCAUUAUAUUUCUGUGGAUUCCCUACUUUGAAACACAUCAAACAUAAAUUUUUUUUGAAGAAAAGUGGUGUUCAAGUAUUCCAGCAGAGUAGUCGUGGUGAAAACAUGAUGUUGGAAAUCACAGUGAAUGCAGAACCAGAUGAACUCAGUAUAGAGAACAUAGCUUCAUCUGUGCUGGGAAAGUCAGUCUUUGUUAACUGGCCUCAUCUUGAAGAAGCUAGAGUUGUGGCAGUAUCGGAUGGUGAAACUAAGUUUUAUAUGGAAGAACCUCCAGGAACACAGAAGGUUUAUUUGGGAAAAACUGCUCCACCAUGUAAAGUCAUCCAACUUUCAGAUAAAGAACAAUCGAACUGGACUAAAGAAAUACAAGGAAUUUCAGAACAAUAUCUAAGAAGAAAGGGAAUAAUGAUAAAUGAAACAUCUGCUGUUGUAUAUGCUCAGUUGCUCACAGGUCGUAGAUAUCAAGUCAAUCAGAAUGGUGAAGUUCGUCUAGAAAAACAGUGGUCAAAACAAAGUCUUCCUUUUGUUUAUCAAACUAUUGUUAAGGAUGUCCGAGCUUUUGACUCUCGUUUCUCCAAUAUCAAAACACUGGAUGAUUUGUUUCCCCCCAGAAGUGUGGUGUUUAUGCUUGGGACUCCUUAUUACGGCUGCACUGGAGAAGUUCAGGACUCGGGUGAUGUGAUAACAGAAGGUAGGAUUCGUGUGGUUUUCAGCAUUCCAUGUGAACCAAACCUUGAUGCUUUAAUACAGAAUCAGCAUAAAUACUCUAUAAAGUACAACCCAGGAUAUGUGUUGGCCGGUCGCCUUGGAGUGAGUGGAUACCUUGUUUCAAGGUUUACAGGAAGUAUUUUUAUUGGAAGAGGAUCUAGGAGAAACCCUCAUGGAGACCAUAAAGCAAAUGUGGGUUUAAAUCUCAAAUUCAACAAGAAAAAUGAGGAAGUCCCUGGCUAUACGAAGAGAGUCGGGAGUGAGUGGAUGUACUCGUCGGCGGCCGAGCAGCUACUUGCCGAGUACAUAGAGAGAGCACCAGAACUGUUUAGUUACAUAGCACAGAACAGCCAAGAGGAUGUGUUCUAUGAGGACGACAUCUGGCCUGGAGAGAGUGAGAGCGGGGCCGAGAAAGUUCAAGAAAUCAUUACUUGGCUGAAAGGACAUCCUGUCAGUACUCUGUCUCGGUCUUCCUGUGACUUACACAUUCUGGAUGCAGCCAUUGUUGAAAAAAUCGAGGAAGAAGUUGAGAAGUGCAAGCAAAGAAAGAACAACAAGAAAGUCCGAGUGACAGUGAAGCCUCACUUGCUGUUCAGACCUCUAGAGCAGCAACACGGAGCCAUUCCUGAUCGGGAUGCUGAGUUCCGCCUCUUUGAUCGCGUUGUAAACGUGAGAGAGAACUUCUCGGUGCCAGUCGGCCUUCGCGGCACCAUCAUUGGAAUUAAAGGGGCUAAUAGAGAAGCUGAUGUGCUAUUUGAAGUAUUAUUUGAUGAGGAAUUUCCUGGAGGCUUAACAAUAAGGUGCUCACCUGGUCGGGGAUACCGACUGCCAACAAGUGCCUUAGUGAACCUUUCUCAUGGGAGUCGCUGUGAAACUGGAAACCAGAAGUUGACAGCCAUUGUGAAACCACAGCCAGCUGUGAGUCACUGUAGCGUAAACUCAUCAGUUUCCUCUGGGCACAUGGGAGGCCUCAACCACUCUCCUCAGUCACUCUUUCUUCCUACUCAAGUACCUACAAAAGGUGAUGAUGAAUUUUGCAACAUUUGGCAAUCUCUACAGGGAUCUGGAAAAAUUCAACACUUGCAGCCAACGGUACAAGAGAAGAAUUUUAACUUUCAGGGUGCAGUUCUACCUCAAGAAAUAAGUCAAGUAACUGAAUCUCAUAAAUCUGGCUUUAACGACCAUAGUGUCAGACAUCAGCAAAGAAAACAUGACCCUCACCGAAAAUUUAAGGAAGAAUAUAAGAGUCCUAAAGCGGAGUGUCAGAAUCAAAAGUUGUCUAAUAAACAGACUUCCGGAGCGUCUGCCAGAUGUAAUAUUAAACUAUUGAAGAGAAAUGAAAGUCCAGGAACUUCAGAAGCCCAGAAGGUUGUAACCAGUUACCCAAAUGCAGUUCAUAAGCCUCACUCUGGAAUUGAGAGCUUUUUAGCAUCUUUGAAUAUCUCUAAGGAAAGUGAAGUACAAUUACCUCAUGGAGAGCCUCCAGAUGAGGCACAUCUGUCACCGCAGUCCUUUGCUAUGAAAGGAACACGGAUGCUUAAAGAAAUUCUGAAAAUUGAUAGCCCUGACACAACAGACAGUAAGAAUGAUGUGAAAAAAUUUGAUAAUGAAGUCAUGGUUUCUUCUAGUAGAAGAGAUGAACAUGGACCCUCAUCACAUCCUAAGCCAAGUAAGAAGCUGGCAAGCCAUGUGAGCCAGCCUCACAGUACUAAUGAAUACCAGAGUGUGGACAGUGUGUGCUGGCCAGGCCACAUGCCUCCUGUGUCCACACCAGUUACUGAACUCUCUCGAAUUUGUUCCCUUGUUGGAAUGCCACAACCGGAUUUCUCCUUUCUGCGGACAACACAGACAAUGACAGUUUGUCAGGUGAAGUUGUCUAAUGGCUUGCUGGUGCAUGGGCCUCAGUGCCACUCUGAGAGUGAGGCCAAGGAAAGAGCCGCACUGUUUGCUUUACAACAGCUGGGCUCCUUGGGUGUGAAUUUUCCUUUGCCUCCACCAAUAUUUACAAAUUAUCCUCCUGCGGUACCACCUGGAGCUGUCCCGCCUGUCUUUCCCCAACCUACUGCUAAUAUGAUGCCUUCAUCGUCUCAUCUCUUUGGCUCAGUGCCAUGGAGACCACCAGUGCCAGUUCCUGGGAAUGCCUACCACUAUCCUUCAUAUCCUGCGACCAUGCCCUUGGCUGGAGGAAUGCCAGGUGGAGUGCACAAUCAGUUCAUACCUCUGCAGGUUACAAAAAAAAGAGUUGCAAACAAAAAGAAUUUUGAGAAUAAGGAGGCCCAGAGUUCUCAAGCCACACCACUUCAGACUAACAAGCCAGGGUCUUCUGAAGCCACCAGAAUGACUCCACAAGAAGGUUCACCAGCGUCUUCAGCGUCCUCUCAGGCUACCCAGCCUGUGUCUUCUCACGUUGAAACUGCAUCCCAAGGCCAUGUUGUGUCCCACCAGAGGUCAGCUCCAAGCUCCUCAAGAAGGAAAUCAAGAAAAUUGGCUGUCAACUUUAGUGUUUCUAAACCUUCUGAAUAAAUUUGGUACCUGGGAAUUUAUUUCUUUUAUCUCCAUCUACCUUUUGAUAAAUUGAUAUCUAUGUAUCAAAAAUGUACUAUUUUAGGAUGUUAGAUUUGAUAUUUUUUAUUUUUAAGUUAUUAGGCACUUUUCAUGCUAUUUAAGACUAUAUAUCAAAUUGUGCACUUUAAAUAUGUGCAAUUUGUUGUACAUCAGUGAUACCUCAAUAAAGCUGUAAAAAAGAGAAAAUUAAAUCUUGUAUUAAAAUAAAUAUCAAAGUGGUAAUAACCUAUGAACAUCGUGCUUGAGAGGCUGAGACAGAAGGAUUGCCAUGUAUUCAGGGUUAGCCAGGGCCUACAUACUGAGUUCCUGGCCGGCCUGAGACCUUGCUUCAAAACCCAAAACCUACAGUGACUAUGAGUGGGCUAAGCGCUAAGAUGUACCACUCCAACCAUUGGCUUCCACAUGGGGUCCUUGGACGAUAAACUAGUCAUUGACCUGAUAACAAGCUUUUUUACACUAUUAUUGAGGGAUAACUAAAUGCAGCAUGAAUUAGGCCUCGUAAUUUCCUAAUGUGGGUUUUAUUUGUUUGUAAUGAUGGAGCUACAUGACUGGAGAGUACUCUGUUCAGGGCAGUCUGAGGCCACAGUCAGGCCCUCAGAUGCUGCAGAGCCAGCACGCGCCGCCAUGGAGCUGGCUGUGGAGCUCUGCUGCUUUGUUCUAACUCUUGUACCAAAGCAACUUCAGAAGACUCCAGAGCAUUUGUCUGACUGCUUCAAACUAGGAAUAGCAAUCUAGAGUUGAAAAAUAACGAAUUUUUUAGACUAUUCAAGAACCAGCAUUCAGAAUUUGUAACCUUUGAGGAAUAAAAGCAUUAUAAAAUAAAUAAAAUUAAGUUUCAAAAUCUACAGGGUACAGUGAUUAUAAAUCAGUCUUUAAAUAGAGUACAGUACAGGACAUUAAUCACUGUUCUUUUUCAGGCUUCUUGGGUUAUAUUUGUUUUGUUGAUUUUCUCCUUAGAGACUGGGUCUUGCUGUGUAGUCCUGGCUGGCCUGGUGCUCAUGGCAACCCUCCACAUUCUGAGAUCCCAGCCGUGCAUCCCCACACCCCUCGUGUGGCUUUUCUCUGCUUACUUCACAUAUGUGAAAACCAAUUGUGCAUCUAUGUGUAGAGCUUCCUGGGACUGGUAAAAAUGUAAACUUUUUAAAAAUUCCAAGAUGUCUUUUUUGUGUGGACAUUAUCUACUGCCUGUCCCAUUCUGGCUGUGCAUUUUAGCACCUGUGAACUGCUCGGAGAUGCCACAUUUUGUCUCUGCAUGUCAUCAUGGACGUGUGUUUUUCACACUGUUGAAAUGAUUUAGAAUUUUUUAAAUUUUCUCAAGGACAUCAGGGCGUGCAUUUGUAUAUAACAUAUAUUUAUCUUUUAGUUUUGUGAUAUGCUUAUAUUUUUAAAAGAGUAAAAUGAUCAUACUUUUUAAAAAGUAGGAGCCAGUCUUUAUAUGGAGCUGCCUAUUGUGUGUGAUUUACUUUAGGUCAUUGAAAACUCUGCCAUGAGUCUAAGAUAGUCUUACUGUGUUUUAAAACGCUGUGUUGAAUUCCUUUCUCUGCUGGUUUCAGUGCUUCUCUAGAUGAUGCAGGACACGUGUACUAGUAGUGCCUUUAGGGUAAGAGGUAAGUGGUCAUCGUCUCUAUUUUCGAGGGUCAUGGGAAUUUCUGUAACUUGGUUUUCUGUCAGUAGAAGUUCACAGGCAGUGGGGCACUGUGGGUAGGCACAGGUCCUUCUCAGUGCUUGUCUUUGUUGCUUCACAAACUCUGUUUUCAGGGGAGGCAUCCACGGCAGACACGGGAAGUUCAGUUAUGACAGUGCUAUGGUAACUCCUUCUGAGGACUCUGAAGGGUGAGAUAUUUGUCACCUCACUUGCAUUCACUGUAUAUUCACUCACUCCUGAGGGACGAGUCCACCGUGGUGUACAGCCAUGUCCCCUGUAGAACACAGAGGAAGAGUCUCUCUGAAAAGUCCAUGAGAAAUUGUAGUAAACACAAUGCCAUUGAACCUAUGAGGAUAUUUCCCUAAAAUUUGAGCACAUCAAUCUAGUAAGUCUACAUGGAAAGUCAGUAAAAAUAUUUGACCUUCCUUUUAAAAAUAAAACACAAAUUCUAAGGGUCGAGCUUGCAAAGAAAAGAGAAGAUUCCAUACUUGCAGAUAGGGGCGGUGGCCAACUUCUGUUCCCUUCCCCUCAGUGUCCUAUCCCAAACACAGGCCUGAUGUCUGUGAAGGGUGCAGCCUCUGGAAGAUGUGAAAGGCCAAGGCUGCCUCAGCAGCAGGAUGGCUGUGAGGACGCCGUAUCUCUUGACACGUGUUUGGAGGGGUGGAGCACAUCUCUGAAACAUACUUGGGCUGUGGUAACCAUUGAGAUGAGUCAGUCUGAAACUACCCUCAAGCUUUUAAAAUAUGUUCUGUUGGCUGUUGAAUCUAAGAACCUUUGGAAAUAAUGGUGGACUGUAGUCAUGGAGGGAACAGUUCCCCAGAUUGUCUGUUCCAUGUAACUAGAAAAGUUAUUUGAUUAAGCCUUCAUCUCCUCACUGGAAAUUAUUGUAAAUAUCUCUGUUCAACAAGUCUUUCUUUGUUAAGCAAAUUAAGUUCAUUUGAAGAUGGGUCCUUUCAGCCAUGGUUCCCUUUCACAAUUUUGUACAUUACCUGGUCAGUGCAAAUUGACCUAAGCACUUCAUAGACUAAAGGCUUAAAUAUCAAAACCUCGGUUGUAUCAAAACAUUAUUUCCUCUGAACCACAGUUUAAAUUUAAGGUUUUCCUUCUCUGGGCAUGGUAGUGCGGGUCUCCCAGUUCCAGCACUCUGGAAGCUGUAUAUAGCAGGAGGACUGUGAAUUCAAGGCAAACCUGGGCUAUAGAGACCCUGUUUGAAAAAGGAUUCUUUUUACUUUUUAAAGCAGUCAGUAAUGAAGUCUGAGGGUAUUUUCCUCCUCCCGUGUGAGCAGAAUUAAGAUGUUGCUGCCUCUCUUCUUGUAUUUCGUUGCCGUACCUAUGAUCUCAUGCUCACUUUGUGUCUAGACAGUUCUACAUCCCUGGUUCUCAGGGGAGGAGGCGAAGAGGAGGAAAUAGGUGAGAUUUGCAGACUUCGAUGUACUUUCUCAAGGAAAGAAACUACAAUGUCAUUUUACUUGCCCUCUGUUUACAUAUCUGUUCUUUUUGAAUCAGUAAAUAUUUUUCCUAGUAGUUUCCACCUUUCAUGGCAGAACUCCACAGAAGGCAGCUCUUGCACAGUUCUUCUCAAAUAAGUGUUCUUUGUAACAUCUUCCUUCCAGAUUUCUCUUUUACUAUAGAAGAGAAUCUGUUAGAAAUUACUAUGAAAGGCACUCUGUAUCGAUUUUUAAAAAUCUGUCACAAAAAAAAAUAAUUAUUUUUUAGAAAUAGUGACAGGGCUCAAACUGCAGCUCUGUGUGUGUUUUAUGUUGGGGUGUUCUUGUUUUCAACAAAGUGGUCUUUUUUGCAGGCACUCCCUUUGCUAGAAGAAAAUAAAGCUUAAGUUUUUAGUGUUUUUCAGACUGACUUAAUUCAUAUCUCUAUCAGGCGUCCUCACUCUCUGCCAGGGCACAGUAAGAGACAGCUGGAGUGAGUCGGGCAGGCACUGGCUCUAGAGCAACAGGGAGAAGCAGAAGCAGAUCCUGGUUUUAACCAUCACACACCGUCAUAGUUCACACAGCACAUGUCCUCCCUUUUGAGAGAGGAUAGGAGAAAAGUAGUUGAAGCAUCAAGAAUGUGGAGAAUCUGUGUGUCUUUGGGUGAAAACUCCCUGCUCUGCAGCGAUUGGUCUCAGGUGCACCUGGUGAGGGAGCCAGCUUUCCAGAUUCCAUCUCGGCAUAGCGCAACCUGUAGAGGAGAACUCCGCCACCAGUUGGCCCAUUACUGCUGAUUUCUGCAGAAGGUAAUGGUCUGCAUAGCUGCUUAGGGAUUAGAAACUGAGUUCCUGUUCUGUUGCUCUCAAGGUGAUGGGGGUGAGAAUUUGCUCCAAAGCCUGCUGGAAGUCCUUAUAACUCUUGGUCCCUCGGCUCUCUCUUGCUACAUAGCCCUUCAGUCCUGACUUUUGAACUUACAGAGUAUGGUCCCAGGCCUAGUGUGCUUUAAGCUCUAUUAAUCCUGCCUUUCCUUUACAGUUAUAGCUGUGUAUGUAUAUGUGUAUCUGUGUGUGUACUGGAUUUUUGUUUUGCUUUUCAAAGCAGGUUUUUCUGUGUAGCCAUGGUUGUCCUGAAACUCACUCUGUAGACCAGGCUGGCCUCAAACUCACAGAGAUCCUCCUGCCUCUGCCUCCCAAGUGUUGGGAUUAAAGGCUCAUGCCACCACUGCCCAGCUGGACUUUGUUUUUUGGCUUUUAUUUCUUGGCCUAAAGUAUCUUACAUUUUCUUUUGCUGCACAAAUUACUUUUAGUGUUUUCACUUGACACUGAGUAAUCGGUGGUGUGCUGUGUAUCAAAGUUUUUAACUUUUGCUUCAUUUAAAUAGUGUGAUUUCAUACAUACCUUCCUUGAUUUCUUGUCAUGUAACUAUUUUGUAAGUAACUGGAAUUUCUCAUUAGAUCUUAGAGCAGUAUUUUAUUAAAUAUUCCAAAGGGAAGACUUUCUUGCGCUCAUUUUGUAAUUUUUAUUUUAAAUAUCUUUACAUUGUCUGUCUAUUGCAUUUAAAGUUUUUAAACUUACAUGGAAUGGACUCCAAAUGUAUUUUUAUGUUGUACAUUUGUAAAUUCAUAGCACGAAAUUGCCUCAAAAUGUUAUGAAAAGGGAUUUUGACAUUCAAAAGUUACUGACGGUCUGGACAUCUGUAUGUGUCAAAUGCGUGCGCUGUGAUUUUGAUUAAAGAUGAAAUGACGGCA
Rattus norvegicus (Norway rat) is the source of this 10107-nucleotide messenger RNA. RefSeq names its product 5'-3' exoribonuclease 1 (gene Xrn1). Gene Ontology annotation, biological process: rRNA catabolic process; mRNA catabolic process; nuclear mRNA surveillance. The record is from RefSeq and is a predicted model, not a curated record. Gene Ontology annotation, molecular function: 5'-3' RNA exonuclease activity; 5'-3' exonuclease activity; RNA binding. Gene Ontology annotation, cellular component: cytoplasm; cytosol; plasma membrane. Lineage: Eukaryota; Metazoa; Chordata; Mammalia; Rodentia; Muridae.